Molecule: messenger RNA, 1186 nt
Organism: Brassica rapa (field mustard)
Lineage: Eukaryota; Viridiplantae; Streptophyta; Magnoliopsida; Brassicales; Brassicaceae
Product: probable prolyl 4-hydroxylase 9
Biological process (GO): peptidyl-proline hydroxylation to 4-hydroxy-L-proline
Cellular component (GO): endoplasmic reticulum
Molecular function (GO): L-ascorbic acid binding; iron ion binding; procollagen-proline 4-dioxygenase activity
Source: RefSeq, a predicted model, not a curated record
UCAAAACAUCUAGUACUACUACUUUCAAACACGGUCUGUAAAGGUUCUGUUCUUACACAACUUCUGGUGCAUCCGUGGAUCAAAGAAAAAGUCUCGUCCGGAGUUGAGAUUCCCUUACGCCGGCGAAGAUCAGAUCGGAGGAAAAGAAGAGAGCUCGAUGACGAGCAGAUUGAAGAGCUACAAGAGGAAGAGGCUAGGGUUAGCCACAGUCAUCGCCUUCUGCUCUCUCUGUUUCCUCAUCGGCUUCUACUCUUCUGCUCUGCUUUCUCAGAAUGUGCCUGGAGUUAGACCCAGGUUGAGAAUGCUGGAGAUGGUGAAAAACGGUGAAGUAGAAGAAGAAGAAGAAGCUUCCUCGAUGCCUCAUGGUGUUACUGGAGAUGAAUCCGUUGGAUCGAUUCCGUUUCAGGUACUGAGUUGGAAGCCGAGGGCUUUGUAUUUUCCGAAUUUCGCAACUGCAGAACAAUGCCAAGCUAUUAUUGAGAGAGCAAAGGUUAAUCUGAAACCUUCUGCUUUGGCUCUCCGGCAAGGAGAAACUGCUGAGAGCACUCAGGGCACUAGAACUAGCUCAGGAACUUUUGUUAGUGCUUCAGAAGAGAGUACUGGUGCUCUGGAAUUUGUUGAAAAGAAAAUCGCAAGAGCUACGAUGAUCCCAAGGACCCAUGGAGAGGCAUUCAAUAUUUUAAGGUAUGAACUUGGCCAAAAGUAUGAUUCCCACUAUGAUGUUUUCAACCCAGCAGAAUAUGGACCACAAACAAGCCAAAGGAUUGCUUCCUUCCUAUUGUACUUAUCUGAUGUAGAAGAAGGCGGUGAAACCAUGUUCCCUUUUGAGAACGGUGCUAAUAUGGGCGAUGGAUAUGAUUACAAGCAAUGUAUGGGGCUAAAAGUAAAACCUCGGAAAGGAGAUGGUCUUCUUUUUUAUUCAGUGUUUCCUAAUGGAACAAUUGAUCAGACUUCGCUUCACGGGAGUUGCCCGGUGACCAAAGGAGAGAAGUGGGUAGCGACCAAAUGGAUCAGAGACCAAAAGCAAGAAUAAAAGGAUUUCAUCUUUUAUGUAUACAUCUCAGAGCUUCUAUCUUUUGCCUGAAAAAAUUCUUGAUCUGUUAUGUAUAGUUCUUCAACAAGACAGUGUAACUAUUGGGGUUAUUUAUAUACAAUGUGACGCAGUCCUAAAUCAUUAUGUUAUCAA